This is a messenger RNA of Populus trichocarpa (black cottonwood), 637 nucleotides long. Its product is annotated as peroxisomal membrane protein PMP22. The transcript has 5 exons. NCBI's taxonomy places the organism in Eukaryota, Viridiplantae, Streptophyta, Magnoliopsida, Malpighiales, Salicaceae. Gene Ontology annotation, cellular component: cytoplasm; membrane. The coding region runs from base 210 to 548 and encodes 112 amino acids. The record is from RefSeq and is a predicted model, not a curated record.
CCCUCUUCUCUUCACUCUCUCACGUUAUCCCUCACUCUCUCAUUUUACUCUCAACAAAUAUGCCUCCUUUAUAGGCAUUUCAUGGUCAACAUGGAGGGGCCAAUAAUGCCUUAAAGUAUGCCACCAAUUGUGGCAUGAAUGGAGCUACCACUAACUUGGUGGUGGGGUAUUGCCACUAAAUGACAAUAUCCUAACAUUUCCUACAUUUAAUGCUGGAAAAAAUGUUCAAGGGAAAGAAGGAUACUGCAACAGUUGCCAAGAAGGUGGCUGUGGAGCAGUUGACAGCUUCUCCUUGGAACAACUUGGUUUUCAUGAUUUAUUAUGGGAUGGUUAUUGACGGAAGACCCUGGAUGCAAGUGAAAACUAAACUAAAAAAGGAAUACCCAGCAAUGCAGUUCACAUCAUGGACGUUCUGGCCAGUCGUUGGGUGGGUAAAUCACCAGUACGUGCCACUGCAGUUUCGUGUUAUUUUCCACAGCCUUAGUGCAGUAGUCUGGGGAAUAUUUCUAAACCUCCGAGCAAAGUCAAUGGCGUUGACCAAAGGUUAACAGAAGAACAGAAAUCACCAAAGAUGAAUAAUGCUUCCUGUUGCGUGAACAUAUUAUGUGGCUAGCACAUUGUUUUGAGCAACCAUAAA